This is a messenger RNA of Anopheles funestus (African malaria mosquito), 1939 nucleotides long. RefSeq names its product probable flavin-containing monoamine oxidase A (gene shps). The coding region runs from base 251 to 1846 and encodes 531 amino acids. Gene Ontology annotation, molecular function: oxidoreductase activity. The record is from RefSeq and is a predicted model, not a curated record. NCBI's taxonomy places the organism in Eukaryota, Metazoa, Arthropoda, Insecta, Diptera, Culicidae. The transcript has 2 exons.
AUUGGAAUUAAAAAAGAGAGCGGAACGAAUAGCAAAACAGCAAUAUCACUUCAAACUAAAAUAAAAAUCUCUAGGUACCAGAGAUCUCAUUCUUUUCCUAUCCCAGUUGCUCAAACACUAUCCCAAUCCUAGCAACCAUCGACACAGUGACAAAUUGUUUUGUUUACCUAUCAGCUAAGUAAAAAUUUUGUCCGUGCAUAAAGUUUAAGCGUCUUUGCAUGGUUUCAAGCGGCGCACAUUUCUUUUGGCAAUGUUUCACUAUCUGGCGGCUUCGACCGAUGAGCAGCAGCAAUGCUCGACUGAGCAUACGAAUCAGAACGAUGAAGACUCGCCACCGGAACUGCUCGAUCUCGCCAUCGUGGGUGCCGGCAUGUCGGGUUUAAUGGCGGCUCGAACGGUGCAAGAGAAACGGGCCGACAUCCACUUUCGUGUGUUUGAAAAGGCUGCCCAUCCGGGCGGUUUGCUCGGUGGGUUAAAAUCACGCUGGAUAACAAGACACCACUUUCACGCGAUGAAUCUCUGCCGGGAGCUAAACAUCCCGCUGGCCACGGUGUGGCGUCAGUCGGAAGUAAGCGAUACGCGACGCUCGCUACAAUCAAUUGGACCGUUCGGUAGGCUGUCGACGGACGCGGAACGAUCAUUCAUUGCAUCGAUGCGCGAAAUGUUGGUGCGGCUCGAAAGUACACGGUUCAUGAGUGAGCUGGAUUGUCUCUGCACGGUAAAGUUCAUACCAAGAAAUGCCGAAAACAUGGAUGACUUUCUUUGCAAAAAGCUGCUGUUCGAAGCGUCACGCAGAUUUUUUCGUUUUCUCAUCAAAAUUGGUACCGGGUUCUAUCCGACCGAGCUGACCGUGUCCGACUGUUUGCGCGUGUUCCGUUCCAUGUCUUCCGUGUGGGAUCUGUACGGUAUGCUUACGUUACAGAACGGUCACCUACAACCGGUGGGUUCACCGAACUGGGAUGUACUCGUCGAACAGCUCGUGUCGCGUAUUAGCACCGAAAGUGUCAAUUAUUCAACGAACAUUGUGCAGGUGGAAAUUAUCAGUGAACAGGGGCGCAACAUUGUAUCCCUUACCGAUUCGACCGGGAAGCGGUGGCAGGCCCGAUACGUUAUAUUGGCCAUAUCCUGUUUAGAUCUGCUACACCUUAGGUUUGGGCCGACACAGCCACCCUACUUCCAGCAACCGAACAGUCAGCUGGGGCUUUGGUCGAUGGCCAACUUUACCGUACGCUAUCCGGCUCCGUACUGGCGUGAUCACGACUACACUGGUUGCAUUUUCAACCCCGCCCAAUCCCUAAUAUGCUACGAAUCGGGUCACAAUCAAUUAUCUGGCACCUACUUUUCACCGUUGCGAGGCAUUGUCGAUGAUACCGAGCGCCAUCUCAUACGCGACACGGUGCUCCGUCUGCUGCGGAUGCACUUCAACUGCCGCACGAUGCAGAAACCGCUGGAAUGUACCAUCGAAAUUCACCCGAUACCAUUCUACUUCGAUGUAUUCCCUACGUUCGAACGGUGCGUCAUAUUUGCUUCCACCAACGUGAGCUGCUGGUAUCGUGGCUUCAUCAACGGCUCGAUUCAGGGCGGAAUACGUGCCGCUAUUUUGGCGCUGCUGGAAAUCCGGCCACAAACCAUCACCUUCCGGGAGGUGACCGAAAUGCAGUGCAUACACUUUAAAUACUUUCAACACCGGUCGGACUACGAACGGUUCUGGUACUCGUUGAAUCUGGCCAGCGUGGGCCGGUUCGUACUCGGAACCGGCGCGGUCCUAUUAACCUUAGGUGUUUGCCGUGUGAUACUCAACACUAAGUUUUGGUGCAGCUGGUUCGUUGGUGAAAUGCCUGUAUAAAUAUAAAUUUAGCGUCUUUAACACCACAUCUUUUAGAAUGAUUUUCAAUACAAACUCUGCAAGAUGCUUCAACGUGUUAAUUGCCGCCUUCAA